AUGACAUCUUCAUCAACUAAAAAGCAUUCACCUGCUUUAGUGUCUUCAUCACCCUCACUUGCAUCUUCAUCGCCUUCAUCUAAUAAUAACAAUAAUAACAAUAAUAAUAAUCAUAAUCAAAGAUCAAAAGAAAAGAAAGUUAUAGUUUCUACUACCACUACUAGUAGUAAUAAUGGAAAGAGUAAAAGUACUACUAAAAAAGAGUAUGAUAAUGAAUUGAUUCCUCCAAGUCCGUCAACCAACUAUUCUUCAUCUAGGUCACCAAGUCGAAGUCAGAGCAGAGGUCGUAGUAGCAGUAGAGAUAGAGGAGGACGUGGUGGUGGGAAAUAUACCAGCAACAAUGGUCGUAACAGAAGUUCGAGUAGAGAUAGUUCUCCGGUGGCGAGAUCACCGCCGCGGUCUCCAAGAUCAUCUCCGAGAACAACAACUCAACACACAAGAGGUCGAAGUCACUCUAUCUCUCCAAGUCGUUCACGUGACAAUAGUUUGAGUAGAUCCAGAAGUAGAAGUGGAUCCAGCAGUCGCAGACAAAAGACAACAACUGAUUCCAAGACCAAGAGAAAGACUGGAUCCAACAGCAGCAGUACUAGUGCCCGAUCAAAGUCGCCAUUGACUCCACGUGGAAGAAAGUCAAGUUCUCCAACAUCCUCAUCAUCCAAUGGUAGCAAAUCAUCAUCAUCAUCAUCAUCAUCAUCAAGUCAAAGAAAGGUCGAUCAAAGAAAGGAAUCAAGCAGAGAUAGAAGUAGAGAUAGAGGAGGAGACCGCGAAAGAUACCCUUCAUCUGCUACCACUACGACAACUACCACCACUCUUUCAAAGGACAGAAACAGAGACCGUGGUGGUGAAAGAGACCGUGGUGGCGAUCGAGAAAGAGCCAGAAGUAGAGAUAGAAGUAGAGAUAGAGGAGGUAACCGUGACCGUGACCGCAGUGAUAGAAGUAGAGAUAGAAGUAGAGAUAGAGGAGGAGGAAACCGUGACCGUGAUCGUGAUCGUGACCGUGACAGAAGUAGAGACCGCGGUGGUGAUAGAGACCGCAGUGAUAGAAGUAGAGAUAGAGGAGGAAACCGCGGAGACCGCGUAGACCGUGACAGAAACGCUAGAGAUGGAGACCGUGACAGAAACGCUAGAGAUAGAGAUCGCGACAGAAGUAGAGAUAGAGAUCAAAGAUCAUCGCGGUCUUCUGGUGAAAAGGAUGGCAGUCGGAGUAAAUCGGAUCGAUACUCCUUGUCAAGAAAGGAAUCUUCAACAACAGAAAAGAAAAGAUAUCUUUCUCCAAGUCCAAAUAGAAGUAUAAGUCCCCGUGGAAGAAGAUCAAGUAGAGGAAGAAGUAGAAGUAGAAGUAGUAGAAGUACAAGUAGAAGUCCAAGUUUGAAUAAUACACCUCAAAACAAAAAAAGAUCUAGAAGUACCGACGAAAAUGAUAUUUUACCAUCAAUAUCAUCAACCAACAACAAUAACAACUCAUCAUCAUCAUCAUCAUCAUUGAGACAUUUGGAUCAAAGUCCAAGUCCACCCAAAAAGAAGGUUUCUGGGUGGGACAAUACCCCAAUCUCUGAAUUAAAUAAUAAUAAUGUAUCUGUAAAUUCACCACAUUCAACAAUGACAAAUCAAAUGGAUUCUGAAAUGCAAUCAUCAAGUAUUCAAUUACAACAACAAAUGAUACAACAAAAAAUAAUUGAACUUCAACAACAAGUUGCUUUAAAGAAACAACAAAUCCAAAGCACUGGUGGUAGUGUACCUCCUACUCUUGCUCCACUUCCUCUUGCUCCUCAACAACAACAACAACAAGCACAACAAGAGAUUCAAUCGAGAAUCUAUAUUGGAAACAUUCAUUUCAAUUUGACAGAGGCUGAUAUUGUUGCAGCAUUUUCACCAUUUGGACCAAUCAAAUCAUUGUCACUCUCCAAAGACCCAGCAACAGGAAGAUCAAGAGGAUUUUGUUUCAUUGAAUACACCUAUCCCGAGGCAGCAAUUAAUGCAAUUCAAAAUAUGAACCAAAAGACAAUAUCUGGAAGACAAAUCAAGGUUCGUCAACCAUCUAUUCCAGUUAUUAAUCCUGCUGCUACAGGAGUAUCGGUUGGAAUGGGAGGAGGAGGAAUGUCCGAGAUACUACAACCAAACAUCAUUCCCUCAAAUACAUUUUUAUCAAGUACAUCAGUAGCUUCUUCUUUUUCUUCUCAAGCACUGUUGAACAAUACUCCUGUCAAAGAGCGAGAUAAUGAUAAUAGAGUUUAUGUUGGUAGUGUACCUUGGAAUGCAACAGAAGAUCAAAUUAAAACUAUAUUUAGUUCUAUUGGAAAUGUUGUUUCAUGUAGUUUAAAACCAAAUUUGGAAACUGGUAGACACAUGGGAUAUGGCUUCAUCGAUUAUGAUAAUCCUAAAUCGGCUGAAGAUGCUAUAUCAACUUUUAAUGGUUAUGAUAUUAACGGUAGACAAUUAAAAGUUAGAAAACCUGUUAGAAAUGCACCAAAAGUGAACAAUAAUGAUGGAAAUUUAUUGGAAGAUAAUAUAUCAUUAAAUAAUGAACAAAAGAUUUUAUUAACACAAAAACUAUUGGCAGCAUCUGAACCUGCUACCAAUAGAUGUAUGGUCAUGCGAAAUUUGGGAUCACCAGCUGAACUCGAUGAAUAUUUUGAAGAAGAGAUAAAGAAUGAAUGUUCUAGCUUUGGAGCCGUCGAAAAGGUGGUCAUCACCAACGAAGGUACCUCUGUCAAGGCAUACGUCCUCUUUAGAGAUGCCCCAUCUUGUGCAAUGUGUCUCAGUAAGCAAAAUGGAAGAUAUUUUAGUGGUUAUCUUGUAAAGGCUGAAUAUUAUAAUGUUAAUUUAUUCUUGAAUAAUGUUUUAAAAUAA
Molecule: messenger RNA, 2850 nt
Organism: Cavenderia fasciculata
Lineage: Eukaryota; Evosea; Eumycetozoa; Acytosteliales; Cavenderiaceae
Product: RNA-binding region RNP-1 domain-containing protein
Exons: 3
Coding region: 1-2850 (949 amino acids)
Biological process (GO): regulation of alternative mRNA splicing, via spliceosome; mRNA splice site recognition; alternative mRNA splicing, via spliceosome
Cellular component (GO): catalytic step 2 spliceosome; precatalytic spliceosome
Molecular function (GO): RNA binding
Source: RefSeq, a predicted model, not a curated record